AUGACACCACGCGUCUCCCGCCUGAGCAAACUGUGGGUCAUCAUGAGGAAGCCACGAGCAACUGGGAGAAGUUUCAGGAAGAAAGUACCUAGCCAAGAGGGAGGAGGAAAAUGUGCCCUCAGCAGCAGGCAGGCCAAGCCUUCUGUCCCUGAUGGUCUGGCCAGGCAGCAGGAGAAGGUAGCAUUGCAGGCCUCCAUCUCGCCAUACCAUCUAUUCAAAGACACAGCUGAGGUCACAGACUUCCGGGGCAGUCUACUGAGCUGGUAUGACAGAGAGAAGCGCGACCUACCCUGGAGAAGGCGGGCAGAGGAUGAGGUGGACCUGGACAGGCGGGCAUAUGCCGUGUGGGUCUCAGAGGUCAUGCUGCAGCAGACCCAGGUUGCCACGGUGACUGACUACUAUACCCGAUGGAUGCAGAAGUGGCCAACACUGCAGGACCUGGCCAGUGCUUCCUUGGAGGAGGUGAACCAGCUCUGGGCUGGCUUAGGCUACUAUUCUCGAGGCCGGAGACUGCAGGAGGGAGCCCGGAAGGUUGUGGGGGAACUAGGAGGCCACAUGCCACGUACAGCGGAGACUCUGCAGCAGCUCCUGCCUGGUGUGGGGCGGUACACAGCUGGAGCCAUUGCUUCUAUUGCCUUUGGCCAGGCAACCGGUGUAGUGGACGGGAAUAUAAUACGGGUGCUGUGCCGCGUCCGGGCGAUUGGUGCUGAUCCCAGCAGCACUCUUGUCUCCCAACAACUCUGGAACUUAGCCCAGCUGCUGGUGGACCCAGCCCGGCCAGGGGACUUCAACCAAGCUGCCAUGGAACUGGGGGCCAUAGUGUGCACCCCACAGCGCCCAUUUUGCAGCCAGUGCCCUGUGCAGAGCCUGUGCCGGGCACACCAGAAGGUGAAAAGGGAACAGCUCUCAGCCUCCCAAAGCCUGGCACAUAGCCCUGAUGUGGAGGAAUGUGCUUUCAACACUGGACAGUGCCAGCUGUGCCCACCACCCACAGAGCCCUGGGACCAGACCCUGGGAGUGACCAACUUUCCCCGAAAGGCCAGUCGCAGGCCCCCCAGGGAGGAAUGCUCUGCCACCUGUGUCCUGGAGCAGCCCGGGGCUGUUGGAGGUGCUCGACUCCUACUGGUACAGAGGCCCAGCUCAGGUUUGCUGGCAGGACUAUGGGAGUUUCCAUCUGUGACCAUUGUGCCCUCGGGGCUGUGCCAGCGCAAGGCCCUGCUGCAGGAACUGCAGAGUUGGGCUGGACCCCUCCCGGCCACCCGCCUCCAGCACCUUGGGGAGGUCAUCCACAUCUUCUCCCACAUCAAGCUGACAUAUCAAGUGUAUGGUCUGGUCCUGGAAGGGCAGACCCCGGUGACCACUGCACCACCUGGCGCUCGCUGGCUAACCCGGGAGGAGUUCCACACUGCAGCUGUCUCUACUGCCAUGAAAAAGGUGUUCCGGGUAUAUGAAGGCCAGCAGCCAGGGACCUGGAAGGGUCUCAAAAGGUCCCGAGUGUCUAUCCCAUCUAGCCGGAAAAAGUCCAGCCUGGGUCAGCAAGUCUUGGAUCGUUUCUUUCGGCCCCAUGUCCCCACAGGUGCGCCCAGCCUCAACAGUGCAGCCCAGUGA
Molecule: messenger RNA, 1608 nt
Organism: Orycteropus afer afer
Lineage: Eukaryota; Metazoa; Chordata; Mammalia; Tubulidentata; Orycteropodidae
Gene: MUTYH
Product: mutY DNA glycosylase
Exons: 17
Coding region: 1-1608 (535 amino acids)
Biological process (GO): mismatch repair; base-excision repair
Cellular component (GO): nucleus
Molecular function (GO): oxidized purine DNA binding; purine-specific mismatch base pair DNA N-glycosylase activity; adenine/guanine mispair binding
Source: RefSeq, a predicted model, not a curated record